This is a messenger RNA of Cladocopium goreaui, 504 nucleotides long. NCBI's taxonomy places the organism in Eukaryota, Dinophyceae, Suessiales, Symbiodiniaceae. The record is from the annotation of a GenBank genome assembly.
AGCAAUCUGGCCAUAUCUGGCCAAUGGAAGUAUCUGUAUGUUUGGCCAGUGGUCGAACUUGGAAAGUGCAGACUGAUGCAAGUUCCACUGUGCAAUGUCUGAAGCUUGAAAUUCAAGAGCAUUUCUCGCAGGGUUUCCUGCGGCUCACAUCUUCCACAGGGCAUUUGUUGGAACCCGAGAGAAGCCUGGAGGAGGAGGGCGUCAAAGACGGAGAUGUGGUCACUGCAGUGGUUCAAAUUCCACGGAUUGCCGCCAACUCCUCUGCCUUCGCCCUCUGCGCUAGCGGUGUCGUGGUCUGGGGCGACGCCAACUACGGUGGUGCGAUCGACGACGACGCCUGGAGACAGCUGCGGAACGUGCGGCAGAUCCAAGCCACGCAGAAGGCCUUCGCGGCCAUUCUGGCGGACGGCAGGGUUUUGACGUGGGGCCAUGCGUCCUACGGUGGCGACAGCAGUUUUCUGCAAGAGGACUUGGUAGAUGUGAAGCAGAUCCAAGCCUCGGCAG